AUAACUUCAGGUCGAUGCAGUCCAUGUCAAAACUGACAAUUUUAUUGUUAUUGAAAUUAUUUUAAAUUGUAUAAAACUUUAUUAAUGGUAGAUCAAUUAAUUGCACUAUCAUCUCAGUAGAUAAAUGUAACAGAAUUGUACAAAAAUGUCGAAACGACCCUUUGACACAAACCAAAAUAAAAUGUCGAGGAACGAUAGAUUUGUGCAAAUGUCCCAGCAGGAAAUGUUAAUAGAGCAGAAAAAACGUGAAAUACAGGCCAAAUUAGAGGCAAAGCGUCGACAGGUUAAUCAAGACGUUAAAGACAAAACUAUCAAACCGACAGAAGUUCCGGUAGUUGAACCCAAGGAAUGCCCAAAAAGUUUGGUAAAUCAGUUUUCCAAUGAUGGAUCAUUUCUAAACCAAUUCAAGCAAUUGAACGACAAGAAAAAGGAUUCAAGGUUUAAAACCUUUAAUAAAUAUAGAGAUAAAGAAAGGGAGCGGGAAAAGGUGAAAGAGAAAGAAAAAGAGCACACUUUUGAAGUGGCAACCCAAAAUAAUUCAGAACCCAAUAACGAUAGAACUGAUGUUCCGCGACAAACCCGUUUCUCUACCGAACCAAUAAUGAGUAUUGAUCCCCAAAAAAUAGCUGUAAAUGCUUCUUUUACCACCAACCCUCCACCUAUGACAAAUAAUUUCCAUCAGGCGCCGCCGAUGCUACCUAAUCAACAAGAAAUUUCUUUAUUAGGACAACUUCCUUCUACUACUCAAGUUCCUCCACAAAUCCCCGAUUUCUCUGUUCCUCCACAGUUAGCUUUCCCCAAUGCUGGAAAUGCGAAUUUUACAACUCAAACGCUGUUAAGCUCUGUUGGAGUUCACUUAAACACCAGUGUAGCUCCACCUACUACACAAAUAAUAUCUUCUACUGUGACGCAACAGUUAAAUCAACCAACAUCAAUGCCGCCUCUUAUUCAACAAACAGUGGGCUUAGUUGGGCAGCCUGUGCAAGAUUUGUUAGCAGCAGGACACAUUGGACCUGCAAAUAUUUCUACAUCGGAGCAAACACAAACGGUCAUGACUCAAACCGCUCAUUUGUUCGGUACUACCACCACGACAGAACAGCUUAUAUCAGGUCCGCCUCCAGUGCUGCUGAAUGUUCCGCCGCCUCAAAUUGUGCCUCAAACUCAACUGGUGAUUACUCCACAGAAUCAGAAUGUGCUGGUGUCCGCGCCCUCCAGCAUUCUGACUACAGUCACAAUACCUCCGCCAGUGAUGGCUCCUCAAAAUUUAAAUAUCAGCGCCCAGAAUAUUUUGAAUGUACGACCUCCAGGGCUGCCAGCAAUUGAGUUAACUUCAAUUCCACCUCCCAAUCCCAUUCAGCUGCAAAAUAUACCUCAACCGGAGCCAUUAAAUACUUUAAAUAUACCUCCACCUGCACCCUUGCAAGUUUCCAGUAUCCCGACGCCAUCAUCUCUGCAGUUAAAUGAAAUCCCCAAUCCGAAACCAAUCGACUUAAUGGCGAUACCGACGCCAAAUGAACAUGAAGACAACUUCACUGAUAGCAGCUUUUUAAAGAAUAUUCCACCUCCAAACAAGAACUUACCGCCACCGAAUGUCUCCGAUUUAAGCUUCUUGGCAAACAUUCAGCAGGUUUCUGGACCUCCAUCGCUUACUUCCAGUCUUCCUCCGAAUUCACAGACACCCGUUAAUCGAAUUCCAUCGUUAAUGUCCCAGCGUGUUCUGCCUCCGCCUGGAAUGGGAGUAAACAUUCCGCCACCAAUGUUGCAUACGCGCGAUAUCACCCAACCUCCGCCAAAUUUCAAUUUGCAAAUUCCGCCCCCAAUUCCGAAUAUCAACGUUCCACCUCCAAUGAUUGGCCCACCGGCAGGAAUGCCCCAUAGGAAUGCUUUCAAGGAGGAAAUAUUAGGUGGUGCAGAAUUUGAAGCAAUGGCAAACCUGGCCCGAAUGGUAGCCGAAUGUGGGCCUUCCGUGGAAGACGUCGUUAGACAGAAAAAAAACCGAGACCCCGAAUUGUGGUUUCUAUUUCACAAAGAAUCGCCCGCCUAUCGUCAGUACGCCGGUUUAGUAGAGCAAUACAAGAGGGAACGCGAAGACAAAGAACGGACCCUAGUGAAACCGGAUCCAAGCGAAAUUUACGAACCGGAAAUGGCGUUAGAAGACGACGACUUCGAAGAUUCAAAAGAUAAUUUCGACUUCAAACAAGAGAUCAAACAGGAAGAGAAUAUGAGUGUGUCUGAAAGAAAUAGACGCGAAAGAAAACGAAAAAGCCGAUGGGGCGAAAAGGAUAAUGAUGCUAAACCGCCCAUUUCUCUGCCAGUUUUAUUGCCCCAAAUGAAUCCCUCCAUUAUACCUCCAGUUCCGGGAGGAUCAGGAAUGCUCAGCAAAGUGACCCGAACUGAUCCUGGGUUGUUGCAAUACACUAUGCAGACAUAUGGAUCAAACAAUCUGUCUGAUGAAGAUUGGAAAAAAGCUGAGGAUAAUUACAAAAUUCAUUUAUUGUAUCAGGAUAUGGUCAAAAAAAGAGAAGAGUUGGAAAAACUGCAGAGGCAAGGGAAAAACAAAUACGAAUAUGACUCAGACGAAGAAACAGAAGGUGGAACAUGGGAACAUAAGCUGAGAGAAAAGGAAAUGGUAGCCACUGAAAAAUGGGCAGUAGAACUGAAUCGUCAGGCUGAAGGCAAACAUCACAUAGGCGAUUUUUUGCCCCCCGAAGAACUCAAGCGGUUCAUGGAAAAAUCCAGCGCAGUUAAGGAGGGCCGUCAACUAAACUUCUCUGAUUACAAAGAAUUCAAAAUAAAAGAAGAUAAUAUUGGAUUCAAAAUGCUGCAAAAACUCGGGUGGACCGAAGGACAGGGGUUAGGACAGAAUAAUGCCGGCAUUGUGGAUCCUGUUAACAAGGGUGCUCCGAGGGAUAAUACUCAAGGUUUGGGUCUAAAUGUUGGAGAAGCAACUGAAGACGAAGAUGAAUACGAUUCAUACCGGAAACGAAUGAUGUUGGCUUACAGAUUUCGGCCUAAUCCCUUGAAUAAUCCACGAAGGCCUUAUUAUUAAUUGAUAUCACGUAUUAUUAUGUGACGUAAACUUGAUUAACAUGCAAUGUAUUGUGAAUAAAAUACUACAUUAUAAAUUACUGUAUUAAAUCGUGAAAUAAAGUAGUCAAUGUUA
Messenger RNA from Dendroctonus ponderosae (mountain pine beetle), 3163 nucleotides. RefSeq lists its product as uncharacterized. Gene Ontology annotation, biological process: RNA processing. Gene Ontology annotation, cellular component: nucleoplasm. The record is from RefSeq and is a predicted model, not a curated record. Lineage: Eukaryota; Metazoa; Arthropoda; Insecta; Coleoptera; Curculionidae. Gene Ontology annotation, molecular function: RNA binding. Bases 146 to 3049 code for a protein of 967 amino acids. The transcript is spliced from 15 exons.